Caenorhabditis sp. 36 PRJEB53466 is the source of this 7901-nucleotide messenger RNA. The record is from the annotation of a GenBank genome assembly. NCBI's taxonomy places the organism in Eukaryota, Metazoa, Nematoda, Chromadorea, Rhabditida, Rhabditidae.
AUGUCGGCUGUAAAUGUAAAAAGAAACACGACAACACAACUCUGUGAGUUUGAAAUCAUUCCGUUUUCUCUCAAUCAAUUGCAAUCUUUGCAGCGAUCGACACUUUUUUUGAUUUCACAUCGUCACCAGUAGACAAGCUGUGGGCAAGAAUCAAGAAUCGGACGCCAUCGGACCGAAAGCUCAGAAGCGCCGGGCCGGCUGUGAAAUACCAAUUGGAGAAGCGGAAGAAGCGCCGGAGAAGAACCCAUCGUUUCAAGCAACUGGUCAAGAAACACACAUCUUCGUACCAAGGACGAGCACUCCGAAAAGCACUCCGAAAAUCAGUCCGACCACAGGAUGAGCAAUCCCGCAACACCAGCGGCGCUACGCCCAGGCUGGAAGCAAAAGUCGGAGAUAACGAAGAUAUUGGACCCGAGGAUCCCGAAGUGCUCGUCAGGAAAAAUGAGUUUUAUCCCCCUUAUUUUGUAACAUUUUUAUAUCUCUUUAAUCUUUUCUAUAAUAUAUCUUUAUAACGUACGAUCCAGCUUGUUGUAUCUGAGUCAGAGUAGAAGAAACCGUGCCGGAGAGAAGGCGCGUUUUACAGAAACAAGACAUGACAAAUAAAUUUUAAUAUUAAAAUAUAUGAAUAUUCAAAUGCACAACACAUCGUGACAAAGCUAUUGUUGUAACAUGACACACAGAGUAAAGGAAAGUAGAAGGGUGGUUAGAGAGAGAGAGAAAAUCAUGGAAUUAAACCGUUUGAAAGACUUAAAAAUAAUCAUUUUUAUAUUUAUCUAAUGAUCAUAUUACAUCCCAACAAUCAUCUCUCAUUAGCAUCUUCGAAGUUGCCUUGUCAAUUUUAGAAACCGUCGCGCGAAACAGUUCAAUCAUACUAUCAAUUGAUUUCUUAUCCAACACUUGUGGAGCAGAAGGACAAACUUCUUCAAAUGUUCUCUUGAAAAUGGUUUGUAUCGAGGGCAGCCGCUUGUUUAAAUAUCUAAUUGCGGUAUCAAUGUUAUGCUCGAAAAAGUAUCGGCUAUCAAGACUUCUCAUUUUCGAGCGCGGCUCCCUCAAAUUGUAGUACUCUUCGAUUGUAGUUGCCGAUGCCAGCUCAUGCUCACUUGGUUCGGUUCGAUUCAGUGGUUUCCAGGGUGGAAGUGCGGACAAUUUGAGUGCGGCUCGUAACUCUUCAAGACCUAUGCUCGUCACGCUUUGUUCGAUUAAAGCGUGAAUAAACAUUCCUACUAGGUGGUAUCUCAGAGCGUUUCCAGUCAGCAAUUCGAAAUCUUGCGGCGUCAGGCAGGUUGUGGCAAUCUUGGCUAGCUCUUCGUUCACGUCAAUCAGUGAAGAGGACAAAGUGAUCGAGUCCGAAGAAGAGAGACUGCUGCUGCCUAUUGGUGAAGUUAACAUUGCGGUCGAAGAAGCGCGGGUGUCGAUAUCAUCUGAAAAUUUUGAAUUUGUGUUGGUACUUAUUUUAGCUUAAACAUAACCGACAGAGUUGAGCGGAAGAACUCAACAGAAGAACACGGAAGAAUGUUUAUCUUUUUUAGAAAAUUUUUUCAUAAAAUGUGAUCAACUGACAAAGUGUAUAGCAAAGUGAACUCUGCUCAUAAAAAAAUAAUUGUAAAUUUAGCUUUUCAUACAAAAAAGUUAUUCGAGACGGAAGACGGAAGGACAUUUUCACGGAACAACUCGAAUAACUUUUUUGUAUGAAAAGCUAAAUUUACAAUUAUUUUUUUAUGAACAGAGUUCGCUUUGCUAUACAUUUCGUCAGUUGAUCACAUUCCAUGAAAAAAAUUUCUAAAAAAGAUAAAAAUUCUUCCGUGUUCUUCCGUUAUUAACCGAGCUUUAUAUUUAGUAGAAAUUUAAAAAGUAAAUAUUAUUUACUCUUGUAGGGUCAUCUUUCGUCAUAUUGCCAAAAAAUGUGCUUUUUUUCCAACCAUAUAUUCUAACUAACAAACCUGCGUGUGCAUUGGUCCCAAGGCAGAGACAGAUGAAGAGUGUAGUCAACAUAGAUUCGUCUAAAAAAUGAAGCGUAUUUAGGAGAAAUACAUGUAAUUAACGCACGGAGAUCAAUGCGAAUCGAGAACAGCGAUAGUCAAAUAUUUUAGUUUUAUAAUAGUCGAUUCUAUUAUAAUAUAGUAAUACAAUAUGUGUAGUUACUAUGUACAACCACCAGAUUGAAAUAAAGGAAUGAAGAGAAAAGGCAACAUUCGAACGACCUAUUUCUCGCUCACAAACCGACCCAAUUCUAGACAGAAAGUGAAAGUCUCCUGCUGACACGAUCUAAACACGCUUUAAUAGAGACAAUUAGACUACUUCAAAUGGUGAAGAGUUAAAAAAAUGGUGGAGAUUUAAAAAAAUGGUGGAGAGCUAAAAAAAUGGUGGAGAGUUUAAAAAAAUGGUGGAGAUUUAAAAAAAUGGUGGAGAGUUUAAAAAAUGGUGGAGAGUUUAAAAAAAUGGUGGAGAUUUUAAAAAAUGGUGGAGAGUCUAAAAAAAAUGGUGGAGAUUUUAAAAAAUGGUGGAGAGUUUAAAAAAUGGUGGAGAGUUUGAAAAAAUGGUGGAGAGUUUUUAAAAAAAUGGUGGAGAGUCUAAAAAAAUGGUGGAGAUUUUUAAAAAAAUGGUGGAGAGUUUUUAAAAAAAUGGUGGAGAGUCUAAAAAAAUGGUGGAGAUUUUUAAAAAAAUGGUGGAGAGUUUAAAAAAAUGGUGGAGAGUUUGAAAAAAAUGGUGGAGAGUUUAAAAAAAUGGUGGAGAUUUUUAAAAAAAUGGUGGAGAGUCUAAAAAAAUGGUGGAGAUUUUUAAAAAAAUGGUGGAGAGUUUAAAAAAAAUGGUGGAGAGUUUGAAAAAAUGGUGGAGAGUUUUAAAAAAAUGGUGGAGAUUUUAAAAAAUGGUGGAGAGUUUAAAAAAUGGUUGAGAGUUUGAAAAACUGGUGGAGAGUUUAAAAAAAAUGGUGGAGAUUUUAAAAAAUGGUGGAGAGUCUAAAAAAAAUGGUGGAGAUUUUAAAAAAUGGUGGAGAGUUUAAAAAAUGGUUGAGAGUUUGAAAAAAACUGGUGGAGAGUUUAAAAAAAUGGUGGAGAUUUUUAAAAAAAUGGUGGAGAGUCUAAAAAAAUGGUGGAGAUUUUUAAAAAAAUGGUGGAGAGUUUAAAAAAAUGGUUGAGAGUUUGAAAAAAACUGGUGGAGAGUUUAAAAAAAUGGUGGAGAUUUUUAAAAAAAUGGUGGAGAGUCUAAAAAAAUGGUGGAGAUUUUUAAAAAAAUGGUGGAGAGUCUAAAAAAAUGGUGGAGAUUUUUUUAAAAAAAUGGUGGAGAGUUUAAAAAAAAUGGUGGAGAUUUUUAAAAAAAUGGUGGAGAUUUUUAAAAAAAUGGUGGAGAGUUUAAUAAAAUGGUGGAGAGUUUUAAAAAAUGGUGGAGAUUUUUAAAAAUGGUGGAGAGUUUAAUAAAAUGGUGGAGAGUUUAACAAAAUGGUGGAGAGUUAAAAAAAUGGUGGAGAUUUUUAAAAAAAUGGUGGAGAUUUUUAAAAAAAUGGUGGAGAGUUUAAUAAAAUGGUGGAGAGUUUAAAAAAAUGGUGGAGAUUUUAAAAAAUGGCGGAGAGUUUAAAAAAAUGGUGGAGAGUUUAAAAAAAUGGUGGAGAUUUUAAAAAAUGGUGGAGAGUUUAAAAAAAUGGUGGAGAUUUUAAAAAAUGGUGGAGAGUUAAAAAAAUGGUGGAGAUUUUAAAAAAAUGGUGGAGAUUUUAAAAAAUGGUGGAGAUUUUUUUUUAAAGAAAAAACGUUCAUAGAGUUGCGAAUUCAGUUACUUCUUCACAGAUCCGGUGAUCACUGUCUCAGCUGGUCCAGUUUGGGUGAGGCAACUGACGCGCCGAAUGUUCUGACAUGAAAUCACAGUUCUGACAUGAAAUUGUACCCUUUCAUGUUGAAUUUUUAUGUGUAGCAGUAUAGUAUACUUGUUCCGGAUCCCCUUUGUGAAUAAGUAAUCAGUUUUGUGCCAAAUUGUGAUCAGUGACGUCCAUCGUGUAUGCUCAAGAUAAGAAACAAUGUUAUUAUCGCCGCACUCCUCUCCAAUCACCUUUCUGCUCAUUCUUUUUCCUCGGCGCUCACCCAGGCGCCCCUCCAUUUCCCUCCUAUUUUCUUUCGCUUCUUGUAUUCAGCUAUUGUGGGAUUCCACUCGGAAACCCACCUAUUCCCCCUAUUUUCUUUAAUUUUUGAUCAAAAACUCGUUCACAGUAAGUUCAGACAUCAAUUUCAUCACUAAAACAAUAUAUUUACAGUUCUCUAAGUGAAUGACAGCGGAGCUAAUGUAAUUUUGGUAUGUUUCUUUUUGGUGCGUUUCAAUUAAAUGCAUCAAAACCUUCAGCAACACCGAAUAGUUACUGAAAUGUUAUUGUGGAACUCUUCACUCUGUUAUAUUAUUCUGUUAUUCGAGGAAAGGUGGCCGUUGAGAACUCUUUAAGAAUACCGUAUAGGUACCGCAACGGGUUUCGCAAAACUCCGAAUUUCCAUAAAUUUUUUGUUGGAAUGUGUUCCCCUACUCUAUAUGAGUAUACUCCCAAUUUUUUUUUCAAAAAUUUUCUGUAAAUCCCGAGUUAUACCUAGGGGGCGCAACAAAGGGGGCGUGGCCUGCCGAAUUUUCUCCCAAGUUUCGCGCGCGCAUGUUUGAGGCCAUGUACCGAGGUCCACAAAUGAAGUACCAUACUCAAAUUGAUUUACUUUAUGUAAUCGACCAUGCUGAAUCCAAUGAACAACUCAGUUUCCCGUGAAAACGCACCGUUUUUCUAAAAAACGGCGAAAACGAAAAUGGAACUCAGUCUGAGAGCUCGUGUGGCCGGAGUUUGUGCAACACGCGGCUAAUUUUUGGCUAAUUUACAGUUUAAGUGAUGGGGAAUCCGUUUUUGAAAUAAAAAUCAGAUGUCGUCUUCUCCGUUUUUUUUUAUAGGCCCUCAAACUGGCACAAAAAGUUGUGAAAAAAUUUCAGCGAUGACCAUACUUUUUUAUUUUCGGAAUCUAUAGAUAAACUCUCUGAGAACUCAAAUAUAAAUUUUCAGAGCCCUAGACCCCCUGGGAGCACUUUUGUGUUCAUUUGAGUGGAGCCGGUUUCGCCGAAAUUUCAGUUUUCGGGGGAUUUAGCCGUCAUAGGUACCUGACACGCGGCUAAUUUUUUCAAAAUCGGAUUCAGCAUCCGAUUUCCGAUCGAUUCAUGCUAAAAUUUUCAAUUUUCUAAUUCUCCGUUUUUUUUAAAGUGACUGUAAACAGUUACAGCUUUGGAUUUGUGUGUGCAAAACCACUGAUGUCACACCUAGAAGGGGGCCGCGCAAACCGACGUUCUCAUUGCCAUUGGUGGUCGGCGCGCCCCCGCCCGUUUGGCGCAGUGGCAGAGUGCUCACUCGGCAGUCUGGAGGUGUCGAGUUCAAAACUUUUGACCUUGAAAGAUGUUUUGCUUUUUUAGAACAUCUUUUUUAUUCAAUUUAUAUGUUGCCUCUUUGGUUUCAGCCACCAAACAGAGGCGAAAAACGCGUGCGGCGGACUUGCAGGCGAGACUCCGCCCCCUCCUCUGCCGCCGACCGGGGAGAAAACAGGCCAACUUUGAAUGGGUGUAACUCGGGAUGUACCGAAAAUUUUGGAAAAAAAAAUUGGGAGCGUACUCAUAUAGAGUAGGGGAACACAUUCCAACAAGAAUUUUGUGGAAAUUCGGAGUUUUGCGAAACCCGUUGCGGUCCCUAGUUAUACCCCUUCAAAGUUGCCCUGUUUUCUCCCCGGUCGGCGGCCGAGAAGACGGCGGAGUCUCGCUGGCAGGCGAUUCGUGUCGCUGUUUGGUGGAAGACACCAAAGAGGCAACAUAUUAAGUGAACAGAAUUGAUGUUUUAAGAAAGCAAAACAACUUUCGAGAUCAAAAGUUUCGAACCCGACACCUCCAGACUGCCGAGUGAGCACUCUGCCACUGCGCCAACCGGGCGGAGGCGCGGCGAACGCCAAUGGCAAUGAGAAGCUCGGUGUUCGCCAUUCAUUUUUGAUGCGACUUUUGCGGAAUUUCAGCGCAAAAAUGUGAAAAUUUGAAGAUGUUUGCCGGGCUGAAAUUUUGAAUAAAUAGAUGGAUUUUGUAGAGAAUUUCACGCUGAAUCCGAUUCCGUGGAGAAAAGCCGCGUGUUGGCUGUUUCCCACCUUCAAAUCAUCGAAAAACAAGAAAUUCGGCCGAAUGGGGCCUACUCAAUCGAACACAAAAAUGCUCCUAGGGGGUCUAGAGCUCUGAAAUUUUAUAUUUGGCUUCUGAGAGAGUUUAUCUAUGCAUUCCAAACAUAAAAAAGUGGGGUCAUCGCUGAAAAUUUUUCGCUAACUUUUUUGGCACUUUGACGAACUGAAAAACAAUGUUUGCCGGAACGAAAUUCGAAUUUUAUUUCAAAAACGGAUUCCCCAUCUCUUAAACUGUCAGAAUCACUUCUCAGAAGCCGCGUGUUGCACAAACUCCGGCCACAGUGGCUCUCAGACUAACUUCCAUUUUCGUUUUCUCCUUUUUUUGAGAAAACUGUGCGUUUUCACGGAAAACGGAGCUGUUCAUUUGAUUCAGCAUGGCCGAUUACAUGAAGUAAAACAUUUUGAAUAUAGUACUUGGUUUGGGGACCUCGGUACAGGCCCUCAAACAUGCGCGGGCGCGACCGGGGAGAAAAUUCGGCAGGCCACGCCCCCUUUGUUGCGCCCCCUACAGAAUACCACUACACUGCAAUUGAAUUGUAAUUUGUUUUUUUGUUGCUAAAACAAUAAAUGUUUAUGAGAAUGGCGUAUGCUUCCUUUUUGGACCCAUAAAGGAUCCGCAGCGAGCACAACAAAAAUAUCGGAGGCGCAGAAAAGAGCACGAGAACAGGAGAGACGCAGAAAUCGUUAUUAUGAUAUGAUUAGCCAUCGGAUGGGCAGAGAAUAAUUCACAUAAAAGGGUGUCCACGCGUCUUCCAGAUCAUUCUGUUUACUUGGUUUGAUCUGCUAACUUUUAGCUUUGAAAUUGGUAAAUUCUUUCUCAAUGGCAUGUACACAAUGAUUUUUAAUUUCAGACAGGUCUACAAGACUCGCGGUAGAGUGUACUUGACCCCACUCGGGAUCUCUCCUCUGCCGUUUCCGCUAUUCUUUCUAAUUACUUCAACUAUUCCACUCAAUGCUGAACUUGAUCUGAAAAUUGUACAAAAUGUGAGUCACUUUCUGAUUACGGGGUCUAAGAAAAUCGAGUCCAGUGCCGGUAGAGCCAUUUGAGUGCUUCAGAAACCCUGUUUUCUUGUGUAAACCAGAGAUGUUGGGAAUACCGUGUUCCGUGUUCCGUGUUCCGCGUUUUUUUCAAUAUUUUUUCCGUGUUCCGUAGAAAUAAGUUUUUUCCGUUUUCCGUGUUCCGUGUUCCGUAUAAACUAUAUUUUCCGCGGAAAAAUUCGAUCACAAGUGGAUUCCUUUUUCAGUCGUUUUUUUACUGUAGUUGUUUACUGUUGUGUUGUUGGUUUUGUUAUUUUUAUGAAAUUUUCAGUAAAACUUUCACAUGAGUCAAACAGCUGCCUUGUCAGUCAGAUAAUCGAAUUAAACAAAACAUUAUUUUUUAAAAAAUCACUGGAAUUCUCUUGAAAACGCUUUUUUCCGUGUUCCGUAAAAAAAAAAAUUUCCGUGUUCCGUGUUCCGUAAAAAAAAAAUUUCCGUGUUCCGUGUUCCGUGUUCCGUAGAAAUAAGUUUUUUCCGUUUUCCGUGUUCCGUGUUCCGUAGAGUAAAAUUUUUAUUCCCAACAUCUCUGGUGUAAACCUUCAAACUUCAGGUUAAGCGUCUCACACCGAAAACCAAGAAUCCUUCACGAUUUUUGUACGUUUUGAAGAGCGACGUAACUUUAUAACAUCAGUUCUUUACAGCCAUCUGAACGGAGUCUCACUAAAUGGAUACUGCAACUUUACGACAAAUUUUGAUAGAUUAUGA